ACUAGCUCUCUCUCUCUCUCUCUCUCUCUCUCACUGUCACUGAGACACAGAGACAAGCUAGCUAAUUUCGACAUGGUUUCCAAGAACUCCAUGUCGUCGCUCCUCUUCCUCAUGGCGCUGCUGCUCUCAUGCAGCUCCAUGAGCAGCGCGGCACGCCGCCUGGAGGAGCUCCCGGCGCCACACCCCGCCGUGCCGGAGCUGCCGAAGCACGAAGAGCCGCAGCACCCCGUCGUGCCGGAGCUACCCAAGCACGAAGAGCCACCUGCGCACCCCGUCGUGCCGGAGUUGCCGAAGCCCGAGGUGCCACACCCCGUCGUUCCGGAGCUGCCCAAGCACGAAGAGCCACCGCACCCCGCCGUGCCGGAGCUGCCGAAGCCCGAGGUACCACACCCCGUCGUGCCGGAGCUGCCCAAGCCCGAGAUACCACACCCCGCCGUCGUGCCGGAGGUGCCACACCCCGUCGUUCCAGAGCUACCCAAGCACGAAGAACCGCAACACCCCGCCGUGCCGGAGGUGCCGAAGCCUGAGGUGCCACACCCCGUCGUGCCAGAGCUGCCCAAACACGAAGAGCCGCCGCACUCCGCCGUGCCGGAGCUGCCCAAGCCCGAGGUGCCACACCCCGUCGUUCCGGAGCUACCCAAACACGAAGAGCCGCCACACCCCGCCGUGGCGGAGCUGCCGAAGCCGGAGGUGCCACACCCCGUCGUGCCGGAGCUGCCCAAGCCCGAGGUGCCGGUGCCACACCCCGCUGUGCCGGAGCACGAACAGCCGCCGAAGCCUGAGAGCCAUUACCCCGAGGUGCCAGAGGCCAAGCCAUGAUCGAUGCAGAGACAUGGGAUGGUAUAUAUCUUUGAAUAAGCCCUAAUUAUCUCUGUUAAACUGUUACGUGUUUGUACGUGUACGUGUGUGUGGUCAUGCACGUAUGUAAACUGUGUUGUUUGCAUGGGAUCUCUUGUCCGUGAUGAGCUACGUACAUAUAUAGCUAGCUAGCUGUGUGGUGUUCCAGUUGUGUGCUGUUCUGUUGUUGCAGAUUUCUGUGUUCUUGAAUGAGUGGUUGUGUAGUUGUGUGUGUGCUGGUUUAUGUGUAUGCACACACGAUGGAUACAUUUAUGGUUCAUCUUAUUUUAUCUUUUGAGUUGUGGUUGCACUCCUACAUAAAUAUAAAUACAUAGUUCA
Molecule: messenger RNA, 1176 nt
Organism: Oryza brachyantha (malo sina)
Lineage: Eukaryota; Viridiplantae; Streptophyta; Magnoliopsida; Poales; Poaceae
Product: protein PELPK1-like
Exons: 2
Coding region: 73-819 (248 amino acids)
Source: RefSeq, a predicted model, not a curated record